Messenger RNA from Pseudovirgaria hyperparasitica, 1959 nucleotides. Its product is annotated as homoserine acetyltransferase. Gene Ontology annotation, molecular function: homoserine O-acetyltransferase activity; L-serine O-acetyltransferase activity. Gene Ontology annotation, biological process: L-homoserine metabolic process. Bases 111 to 1709 code for a protein of 532 amino acids. The record is from RefSeq and is a predicted model, not a curated record. The transcript is spliced from 2 exons. Lineage: Eukaryota; Fungi; Ascomycota; Dothideomycetes; Acrospermales; Acrospermaceae.
AUACAAGCAUAGAUGGCGUCAGUAACUAUUAUAAUGCGCCGAAACCGCCGUAUACAAUACUCUCUACCCUCGCUCGGUUUGUCACCAUGCUCUAGGAUAUACAAUGCACCAUGAGCACCACGAGAGCCGUCGUUACUGUGGCACGUCCCGCCAUACGGCAUAGCUUCCGUGAUUCUACACAACUAUCACAGAGAUCGUUACGAUGGCAUUCGACAACACCCAAGCGCAAUAUCCACCAACAGUCGAUCCGAAAGUCCCAAUCUGCAGCCGUUGUAGACCCCGAGUCGCGAUAUGAGCCCACGAACCCCCCAAUGGCAUUCCCAUGCCUCGACGCUGUUGAAACGCGCUCGAGGACGCUCACAAGUGCCCGGCGUUCGCAGUCAGGUCCAGAACCUUCGUACACCACUGGCAAAACCCUGAACUAUCACUCUAAAGAGUCCCUUCUGCUAGACUGGGGCGGGAUUCUACCGGAGUUUAAUGUUGCGUACGAGACAUGGGGCGAACUUAACACAGAUCGCAGCAAUGCGAUCCUGCUACACACCGGUCUCUCCGCUUCAUCGCAUGCGCACAGUACAGAGGCGAAUCCUAAGCCUGGUUGGUGGGAGAAGUUCAUAGGCCCUGGGGCUCCAUUGGAUACUAACAAGUAUUUUGUCAUCUGCACGAACGUAAUAGGAGGCUGUUACGGCAGUACAGGGCCUAGCUCGAUCGACCCUGGAAAUGGAGAGAGAUACGCUACACGGUUCCCUAUUCUGACCAUGCAGGAUAUGGUUCGGGCACAAUUUAGGCUUAUAGAAGAUCUUGGAAUCGACAAACUAUACGCCAGUGUCGGGAGCAGCAUGGGAGGUAUGCAGAGUCUCGCCGCUGGCGUGUUAUUCCCUGAAAAAGUCGGACGCAUCGUCAGUAUCAGCGGCUGCGCGCGAAGUCACCCAUACAGCAUCGCCAUGCGGCACACUCAACGUCAAGUGCUCAUGAUGGACCCACACUGGUCUCGCGGCUUCUACUACGACGCCAUACCACCUCAUGGUGGUAUGAAGCUCGCGCGCGAGAUUGCAACUGUAACAUACAGAUCCGGUCCUGAAUGGGAGCAACGCUUCGGUCGACGCCGCGCCGACCCCUCCAAGCCACCCGCGCUGUGCCCAGACUUCCUCAUCGAAACAUACCUAGACCACGCUGGCGAAAAGUGGUGUCUAGAGUACGACCCGAAUAGUCUGCUAUACGUCAGCAAGGCAAUGGAUUUGUUCGAUCUAGGGAAGACAAGCAGGGAUAAUAUGGCGGAAGUGCGUGUCAAAAACCAAAGGCGAUUGGCGGAACAUAUGGCUGGCAAUGCAGGCAGAAGCACUGCGUCAACGGAGGAUGCCACGUUGUGCAGCCUUACGCUCCCCACAACUCCAUACGAGGAGAAAGAAGACGCCAACCCUGUCGCGGAAAGCUCCUCCAGCGAAUUUUCUACUGCCCCUGGUAGCGCAGUCCCAGAUCUCGUCGCUGGUCUCCGACCUAUCAUCAGCAUCCCAACACUUGUGAUGGGCGUCGCAAGUGAUAUCCUGUUCCCUGCAUGGCAACAAAGAGAAGUUGCUGCGACGCUGCGUGCGGCGGGGAACCUUAACGUAACGCAUGUGGAGCUUGGCGAGGAGAAGAGUCUAUUUGGACACGAUACGUUUCUCUUGGACCUUGAGAAUGUAGGAGGCGAAGUGAGGCGAUUUUUAGGGUAGUCACUUGUACCUAAUGCUUCGAAGACGCUACUUGAGAUGUUCUUUUGUCUGGCGUACGGAGGGUAACAGGAAGCAUUCCCCCUGAAGCAUAGCAUAGCAUGGCGUUCGAGAUGAUAUGGAAUUUUUGAAGCAUUAAUGUGUUCGCAGCGUGUAAAAUAUCGUGGAUUCUCGUCAAAGUACGAAAUGUAAAGUUCUAGUACAGGCUGUUUGUGUCUAUAGAACCUCUAUACCGAUAAAUCAUGGAAAGCUG